UGUCCGACGUCAGUUGCCGCGUUUUCCUCGCCCAUUUUUCCUCCGUUUCGCACGUGAUUUACCAUCGGUAUCUUGUUUUACAUGGCGAGUGUUGGCUUUUGCUGGCUUGUUUUGAAAGUUUAGUUUAUUAACCCUCUAAAUUCCUCAAGUAUUCUAAAAAGUGUUUCUAAGGCUUCUUAACGAUGCAGAAUGAGCUUCAAAAUAAUCCUGGAAUGGAAACAGAUGUAAUAGCUGCUGCGUGGGUUCAAGAAGCUGGCAUGACUGAUCCAGCAGAAGAAAUUGUUCAUGCUCAUGAUGAUGAUGGUGGAGAAUCAAUUGACGGAAAAACGCCCAAAACGCCGAAGUCCAAACGUUGGGGAAAAUACUCAAGGAGGUACAAUAAGUCCUGGGAAAAAGAAGCUGAUUUUACUCAGUGGUUGAUGCCUGUCGUUGGGGACGAAAAAUCAGCUACUUGUCGAUUUUGCCGGUGCACACUUCGAGCUCAUCACGCUGAUCUCAAACAGCAUUCUCGUACGGACAAGCAUCAAAAGAACGCCACUAAAUUCACUACGCUGAUAGGAAACUAUUUCUCCAUGAAUUCCAAGGAAGUUUUGACCGCUGCCAAUCAGCUUGUAUCUUUCAUCAACAAAUCUCCAUCACCAUUCCAUGCUGUACAAGCAUGUCGACUAAAACUGAAGGAUGCAGGAUUUGAAGAACUCAAGGAAAAGGAUACCUGGUAUCUUCAUCCAAAGAAGAAGUACUUCUUUACAAGGAACCAGUCCACCCUGAUAGCAUUUGCUGUUGGAGGAAAGUAUGCUGCAGGGAAUGGUUUUUCUAUGAUAGGAGCACACACAGACAGUCCAUGUCUAAAAGUAAAGCCUGUUUCUAAGAUAGAGAAGCAUGGAUAUAUGUCUGUUGGAGUAGAGACUUAUGGAGGUGGGAUAUGGAACACAUGGUUCGAUCGAGAUCUUACCGUCGCUGGACGUGUUUUUGUCAGGAAUGGUGAGAAGAUUGAGCAUCGCUUGGUCCACGUUGAGAGACCAAUUAUGAGAGUCCCUAAUCUGGCCAUACAUCUCAACAGAGCUGUCAAUGAUGGCUUUGCCCCCAACAAAGAAAAUGAGCUGAAGCCCAUCUUGGCCACUAGCAUCACCGCACAGCUUGAGAAAGGUUUAGUGGAUGAGGAUGGCAAGCAAAUUGCAGUGCUUUCUGAGGAGAAUGAGAAACAUUCCUCCAUCCUGAUGAACCUGCUGGCAGCAGAACUAGGAACCGCUGCAUCGGAUAUCAUGGACUUUGAGCUCUGUGUUGCUGACACACAACCUGCAGUAAUUGGAGGAGCCUUACAAGAAUUCAUUUUCUCACCUCGACUGGAUAAUCUCUUCUGCUCGUUUGGUGCGAUUCAGAGCUUAAUGGCAUCAUGUGAAACUCCCAACAGUCUUGAAGAGGAUCCUAAUGUCCGAGCUGUCAUGCUCUUUGACGAUGAAGAGGUAGGUUCAACGAGUGCUCAAGGUGCCCAAUCCUCUGUGGCUGAAUACUUCAUGAGGAGAAUCUCUGCCGGCAGUCACCAGACGGCCUUUGAAGAAUGCGUCCCAAAGUCAUUCCUUCUCAGUGCCGACAUGGCCCAUGCAGUCCAUCCUAACUACCCAGAAAAACAUGAAGAGAAUCACAGAAUUAAUCUACACAAGGGCCCAGUUGUGAAGAUCAACAGUAAUCAACGCUAUGCAACCACAGCAGUCUCAUCAACCAUUCUCAAGCUGAUUGCUGAAACGGUUGAUGUUCCCCUGCAGGAAUUUGUUGUGCGGAACGACAUGCCAUGUGGAAGCACCAUAGGUCCACUCCUAGCAGCCAACCUUGGAUUGAGAACGGUUGACGUUGGCUGCCCUAUGCUUAGCAUGCAUUCCUGUAGAGAGAUGAGCUGCACUUCAGGCAUCGUCCAACUCAUUCUCCUCUGCAAGGCUUUCUUUGAAGAGUUCCCUGCUGUCGAUGAACGUGUUAUUGUGGACUGAAACUGAUGUUGAAGAUACGGAGUGCAAUUGUAUACUGUCGGAUGUCCUAUUUUGAACUUCUAAGUACUGAAAUAGCCGAGAUCUAUAUAUCUAUCAUAAACUUGAUACUUUGUUUACAUUUCCAUGCCUUAAGUUUUCUCAUAGUACAUACUACAUGUAGAAGCAAACAGAGGAUGUGUUAUUUUUUCAAAAGUGGUAUUAAACUAAUCAAAAUGACAUUUGACUAUUUCUACAUUACUAUAUUUCUAUAUACCGGGUACAUGCAGGUAUUUCCUCUUUCUUUGUGUGUUCAGAUGUAAAACGUUACAUUGAUUUAACAAAUGAAAGCAGAGAAUACAAAUGUAUGUGAUUAUUAAACUGCCAAACAGCAUGGCUUGUAUUAGGUAUUAUACAUUU
Molecule: messenger RNA, 2378 nt
Organism: Strongylocentrotus purpuratus (purple sea urchin)
Lineage: Eukaryota; Metazoa; Echinodermata; Echinoidea; Camarodonta; Strongylocentrotidae
Gene: dnpep
Product: aspartyl aminopeptidase
Exons: 15
Coding region: 183-1982 (599 amino acids)
Biological process (GO): proteolysis
Molecular function (GO): zinc ion binding; aminopeptidase activity
Source: RefSeq, a predicted model, not a curated record